GUCAUGUCGGCGGGCUGGUGGAGCAGCGACACGGUGACCCACGGCCUCGUGGCGCUGUUCGCGAUGGGCUCGUGGAUUUCCGUCAACAGUUUGUGGGUCGAGCUUCCGGUCAUCGUCGGCAAGCUGCCCGAAGGUUGGAACUUGCCGGCGUACCUGUCAGUCCUGAUCGCGUUGGGCAACGUGGGUCCGGUGGCGGUGACGGUGACGCACCAGUGCGCGCCGGGCCGCCUGAAGGAGCGGCCGGUCAUCCACUGCGUCCAGGCGCUGGCGGCGGCGGCGGCGGCGGCGCUGGCCGUCUUUUGGUCGCGCACGACGGCGGUGGGGGGGCAGCCGCGCUCGCUGCCCUUCCUGGUCCUCGCCUUGGCGCUGUCGCUGGCGUGCUGCACGUCCAACGUCACCUUCCUGCCGUUCAUGUUCCGGUACCCGCCGCAGUACAUCCGCACCUUCUUUGUGGGGCAGGGCCUGAGCGCGCUCUUCCCGUGCGUGGUGGCGCUGGGGCAGGGCGUGGGCAGGCUGGAGUGCCCCGUCGUCAACGGCACCGUGCGGCCGCGCUACCUCCCAGAGAAUUUCCCCGCCCAGAACUUCUUCUGGUUCUUGUUCGUCAUGCUCUUGAUUUCUGCUCUGAGCUUCCUGGCUCUGACCACGCGGGCGACGGCGCGAAAGGAAGCCGACGACGCCGGCGUGGAGCGUUCAGGAAGCCAGGACGCAACGGAUAAAAGCAGGGACGAGACGCACCCGCUCAGCAACGGCAGCUCGCCGCCGGCUCGGGAAGACGUCGCGCCGCCGUUCUGGACGCGGCGCAACGUCUACCUCCUGGCGCUGCUGGCCGUCUCCAACGCGCUCACCAACGGCGUCCUGCCGUCGGUCCAGAGCUUCACGUGCUUGCCGUACGGCUCGCUGACCUUUCACCUCUCGGUGGUCCUCGGCAACAUCGCCAACCCUCUGGCCUGCUUCCUCGCCAUGUUUGUCAUCCUCAGGUCGUCGGCCCGUCUGGGUGUCUUGUCCCUGGCGGGCGGGGUCUUCGCGGCGUACCUCAUGGCUCUGGCCGUCCUCAGUCCGUGUCCGCCUCUGCAAGGGAAAACCGCCGGCGUGGUCUUGGUGGUGCUUUCCUGGAUCCUGUUCACGGGCCUGUUCUCGUACCUGAAAGUGGCCAUCGGCACCGUCCUGCACGAGGCGGGCCACGCCGCCCUGCUGUGGUGCGGCAUCUCCAUCCAGGCGGGCUCGCUGGCGGGCGCUCUGGCCAUGUUCCCGCUGGUCAACGUCUACGCCGUCUUUCAACGGGGGCAGGACUGCCACCGGUGCCUUUGAGACCAGAUAAGAACUCCACUGGCCGGCGACGCCAUUUCUCGCCGAUUGGCCCGUUGAGCCGCUAACCGUCGUCUUCCUUCCUUUAUGAAUUGCGUCCAUCUUUUUGCGCCGCUUCUGCCUUCACCCGAAAGAGGAAUCGCGUUUCCUUCAGGACUUCAUCACUUGGUUCCUUGUUUGCCUUCAAAUAUUCGGACGUCACGUGACUGUCGAGUUUCUCUUGUUGUGACGCACCAAAGUCACGAGAACCGUGCAGAAAGUCUACACGCCCCUGUUCAAUUGGGAGGAGUUUGUGAUAUUAAUAAUGGAGCCAAGUUAAAUCAUUUAAUUUGGUAUCAUGGGGGGGGGGGGGGG
Syngnathoides biaculeatus (alligator pipefish) is the source of this 1659-nucleotide messenger RNA. RefSeq names its product solute carrier family 52 member 2 (gene slc52a2). NCBI's taxonomy places the organism in Eukaryota, Metazoa, Chordata, Actinopteri, Syngnathiformes, Syngnathidae. The transcript is spliced from 5 exons. Gene Ontology annotation, cellular component: plasma membrane. Bases 4 to 1308 code for a protein of 434 amino acids. Gene Ontology annotation, biological process: riboflavin transport. The record is from RefSeq and is a predicted model, not a curated record. Gene Ontology annotation, molecular function: riboflavin transmembrane transporter activity.